Messenger RNA from Cuscuta epithymum, 1647 nucleotides. NCBI's taxonomy places the organism in Eukaryota, Viridiplantae, Streptophyta, Magnoliopsida, Solanales, Convolvulaceae. The record is from the annotation of a GenBank genome assembly.
AUUUAAUGUAUACUUCGUAUCUAUUAAUGUUUAUAUAUAUGCUUUCUAUGAGGAAUGAUCAUGUGAUGAUAAAAAAAAUGAGGAAUGAUCAUGUACAUAUGGAUGUACGGGGGGUUCCGUACGGACAAAGCCAUUAGAGGUCCUUCCGGGAGCAGCUCAUUCAUUCAACAGAACCACACGAAUUCAUUCCCAGUAUAUACAGUAUCUGUUUGAAAGAUCGAAGGAUGUAGUCUGUCUUCUAUCAUUUUCCCCAUUUAUGCAGUUAAGGCAUAAUGUAUAAACAAAAUAGAAGUUGGAUGUAUGAUAAAGAUGCGGUAUUGUACGGAAUGCAAUCAAAUUUUCUCGAGGGAGUUGGGGAAUUUAUUGAAUUUGCACUUGAACAUCCGGCUUAUAUGAGUGGUGAUAAAAUAAGAUGUCCAUGUUCAAAGUGUAAAAAUCUCAAAUUUAAAGACCCACACGAAGUUGGGUAUGAUUUGUACGCGGUCGGUUUUGUUCCCAAUUAUUAUAAUUGGACUUCUCACGGCGAACCUUUGGAUCCAUCUGUUAUACCACAAACGGUAGGUUCGUCUCGUUACGUCCCUCCAGAGAUGAGUGUGUGGGGAGACCGUGCUGAAAUGAGGUGGGACCAACAAAUGGUAUAUGACGCAUACGGUGUACCGAUGUCUCAGUUCAACCCCCCACAACCACCUAACGACCCCCCUGAAGCCUCAACCUCGUAUCAACCAGAUGCGGAUGAAAAUCCGACAUUUUAUCAACCUUAUGUGGAUGAAGGUUUGGCUGAGAGAUUUCAGGAUGUUCUAAAAGCUGCCGACCAACCUCUGUAUGCUGAUUGUGAGGGAUACUCUCAGCUAUCCGCCGUUACUGAAUUCAUGAACAUAAAAGCCGAAUACAGUCUCCCUGAAACUUGCAUGAAUAGAGUCUUGCAGUCAGUAGGAGGGAUGCUACCGCGAGAUCAUACCCUUCCGGAUUCAUAUUACCACAUGAAGCAGUUAAUGUCUAAGUUGGGGCUACCUUGUGUUGAAAUUGAUGCGUGCCCGGAAGGGUGUAUGUUGUUCUGGAAGGAGGAUGAGGCACUUGAGUUCUGCAAGUUCUGUGGUGGAGACAGAUACAAACCUGUUCGUCAAGGUAAAAAGAAACCACGACAUAGGUCUGCACUGUCUAAACUGUAUUACCUCCCAAUAGCUCCUCGACUGCAGAGGAUGUACGCUUCGACUGCUACUGCGAAACACAUGACAUGGCAUGUUGAGCACGAAACCAACGACGGUAUGAUGGCUCACCCUUCGGACUGUGAAGCCUGGAGACACUUUGACCGCUGUCAUCCUCAGUUUGCUAUGGAGCCACGAAAUGUGCGGCUGGGAUUGUGCUCAGAUGGAUUUGCUCCUUUUGGCAGGUUUGACAAGAACUAUUCAUGUUGGCCGGUCAUGUUAACUCCUUACAAUCUCCCUCCCGACAUGUGCAUGAAAAGUCAUUUCAUAUUUUUGUCUUUAAUUUGUCCGGGUUCCAAGGAUCCUGGGCGAAAGAUAGACAUUUAUCUCCAACCCCUUAUCGAGGAGAUGAAAGAACUGUGGGCCGUUGGGACACCAACUUAUGAUGUUUCAUCAGAUAAAAUGUUUAUCAUGAAAGCUGCCAUCAUUUGGACCAUUAGCG